Liolophura sinensis is the source of this 2670-nucleotide messenger RNA. RefSeq names its product phospholipase ABHD3-like. Lineage: Eukaryota; Metazoa; Mollusca; Polyplacophora; Chitonida; Chitonidae. Bases 34 to 1218 code for a protein of 394 amino acids. The record is from RefSeq and is a predicted model, not a curated record. Gene Ontology annotation, biological process: medium-chain fatty acid biosynthetic process; medium-chain fatty acid catabolic process. Gene Ontology annotation, molecular function: monoacylglycerol lipase activity; acetylesterase activity. The transcript is spliced from 10 exons.
UGUUGGUGUUAUUUUUCGAAGAGAAGGAAGAAAAUGACAGUAUUCUGUGAAGCCGUAGAAUAUUGCAAAAGGUCUCCGUCUGUGUCGAUACUUGUCGGAUUUGGAGCAACUUACGCCGCAUAUUACAUUCUCUAUGUUGUCAGAAAACCAUUCAUAGCGUGCCGAGAUGACAGACUGCGAAAGUUCCUGCAGCGCUACUGCCCAGCUGUCAACUCCAAAUUCUGGCCAACAUUCUGGUGUUUUGAAUCUAGGGCUCAGACAGUGCUAAGAGCCUUGUGGAAGAAACGCCCCAAAUUUACCUAUCAACAUGAGAUGCUGACGACACCAGAUGGCGGUGAGAUCAAACUGGACUGGUUUCACAAUGAGGAGAAUUCUCGGUGGGAAGCCAAUGUCCGCCCCACUGUUCUUCUGCUGCCAGGUCUGACAGGUUCCAGUGGAGAGAGUUACAUCCUUAGCGCUGUCCAUGAGGCCACCACUGCGGGUUACAGAACGGUUGUUUUCAACAACAGAGGUAUGGGAGGAGCUACACUUAAGACACCAAGAACGUACUGUGCUUCUAAUACAGAAGACAUGUCUUUGGUUGUACAACGGAUCAAGGGUCAGUUCCCAGAAGCCCCUCUGUUUGCUGCCGGAUUCUCACUGGGCGGGAUGAUCUUGUUCAACUACCUGGCCAAAACAGGCAAAGAAUGCGGUAUUCUGGGAGGAAUGGUGGCAUCUGUGCCAUGGGAUGUGUUCGAGUCCUCCAAAGUUUUAGAGCAGCCAAUCAACAGGUUUCUGUACAACCAGCCCUUAGCACGAAACCUGUGUGCGGCAGUCAGAAGGAAUAUUGAGCUGUUUGAACAGCAUUUUGAUAUGGACCAUGUAUUGCAGAGCGCUACCAUAAGGGAGUUUGAUGAACGGUUCACCACCAAGAUGUUUGGAUACCAGACCUGUGACGACUAUUACAAGGAAUCUAACCUGCAUUACAAGAUACACCACAUUGAGGUUCCUCUCAUCUGCAUCAAUGCUGCAGAUGAUGCCUUCUCUCCAUACCACACCAUACCUCUGAAAGACGCAGACGACAGUCACAAUGUUGCCAUUAUUGUCACGUCCCACGGCGGCCAUAUUGGAUUCCUGGAAGGGUUGAAUCCCUUUACAAAUCCCACCUUCCUGGAUAAGAUGUUCCGUCAAUUCUCAAGGGCGAUUUUUGAAAACGGACAGGAACUGCAGUCAUCAUAGCAUUAAUGAAAAGAGCAAAUAUAUGUUAUAUGAGUUAUAAAAGAUAUAUAUGUUGAAAAUUAAAUAUAUUCAGUAUCAAGCACAUUUCUGUUAUAUUAGUAUAGUACAGCAAUUUUCAAUAUUUAAAGUAGUGGUGAUACAAUUGUUUUUUGUGGUGGCACAAAUGUGAUUUAUAUGUUGUUUUUUUUUUGUAUUUUUGAACUUUAACAUGUUGUAUAAAUACAUGUAGCUCUACAGAUUAAACACGGUGGUUUUACAAGUACACGUAUAAACGUGAGUAUUUUGAACUCUUUUUUUUAACCGUAACAAGAUAUACAAUAUCAUAAAUAAUUUAUAUGGAAAAAUAAUAUUCAUACCUAAUUAUGAAUUAGAAUUUAAAAUGAAGUGAUAAUUUUUAACAGUGAAAUACAUUUUCCAACACCAUAGAUAUAUAUGAACCUGAGGACUUCAGUUUUGAUUGAUAUUUUUGUGGUUUAGAUUUUCCUUUGUCUCUAGUCUGCAAGAAGAGAAGCUGUCAAAAGCACUUUUUUGUCACGGUUCAAACCCUAAGGUUUCUCAUCUAGUCAGAGGCAUACACUGUCAUGAAUUAACAAUAUUUUCUGUUUUUCUUAAGUUUUUUCAUAGCACAGUCUUGAAUCAUUUUGACAUAUUUGUACCAGAUUACACUUUUUUAUGCACAUCAGGAAUUGUGCAACUGAGAAUGUACUUACUUGUUUUCCGUAGACAGAGAAUAGAGAUAGUAAAAUAAAGACUAAAAUAGAUUUCAAAUUAUGUGUUAAAAAAAAAAAGAACACAGUUUAGAUAUGUUUUAAUAGUGCAAUUUGUCUUCAUUUGUUCUGAUUACAAAUUUUCACAUUAUACAAGCACAGUGUUCAACUACAGUUUUGAUACUUAAUGCAGAAUUUACAAUAACUUUUGUACACAUAUAUUUAUUACACAGCAUAUACAUUCAAUUGUACCUAUUAUAAAUUAGUUUCAGUUGCAAAAUUUAGAGUGCGUAUGGAUAGGGCUUAAGUAUGGCGUAGGAGUUGGUUAAAGGAAAACAUAAGUGUAAGUUUGUGUCUUUGCAUUAUUGAAAAUGACUUAUUAUUUGUUUCUUGUCGAAAAUUGUUUUUUCGUAAUAUAGGCAAAAGGAGUUUUUGAAAUAUUAAGUUAACAUGUGUAAGACAACCAUAAAAGGCUACCUCCAUUCUCUCAGUUGACAUCUUAUUUUUGGCCAAUCAUAUUGCCUCGUAUAGGAUAGAUAUAAUUCGCUCCGCCCCCGUCAUAAUCAUGAAGACUUUUCAUUAUGACCUCUAUCCGUUUUAGACGACUGAUUGGCUAUUUCAUGCAAAGCCACGCCCUCUUUUCCUGUCACUGGUCUGUCAGUGUGUCAACCCAACAGCCAUUGUUAUGUCACUUGUUCGGUGACCUGUCAAUCAAGGUCUGGUCACUCGACGCAGGGUUUCUCUG